Molecule: messenger RNA, 4823 nt
Organism: Porites evermanni
Lineage: Eukaryota; Metazoa; Cnidaria; Anthozoa; Scleractinia; Poritidae
Source: the annotation of a GenBank genome assembly
AUGCCAAACUUAGGAACAGCAGCUGGCAAUUUCAUGCUAUGCAUUGCGGUACUGCUAGCUGGAGGCUCUGCUACGAAAGUCUUCCGGAUUUUCUCACACAUGGGUCUUAGCUGUGUAUCCCUCAACACCCUUUUUAAAUUCCAAAGGGUAAGCCUAUUUCAGUGCUGGUCACGAGUUCCAGUUAGUUGCAGGCAAUGAUAUAAAUGAAUAUUUUGGUACAGCUUAACUAAAGUGCAAAUUAGUUCCACACUACAGAUGUAAAUAAUAUUAUUAAAGUGAUUAAUUCAAAUUAAAAAAAAAAAUAACAGAUACCAUGCUGUAGGUAAAUGAUAACGUAAUGUAUUGUUAUUGUUCUAUUUAAAAACAUAUUGAGCAAAAAGCUGCUGCAUGCUUUACAAAGCUGUAUGUACAUAAACUAAUCUUAUUAUUAUUUACUAAUAUUAUUUUUUUAUUUGCAAUCUUUUUUUCAGAGCAAGCUCUUUCCAACAAUUUUACUUUAUUGGGUAAAAUAUCAAGCGAAAUUGUUGGAAAAGGUGAAAGCUAUCCAAGGGGGCAUUGUGUUGGCGAGAGAUGGAAGACACGACAGCGUGGGACAUAGUGCCAAGUUUGGCGCUUACACUAUGUUUUGUUGUACUCUGCCAAUGAUAAUCCACUUUGCCCUUAUUCAGGUUUAUUCUUCAAAUGUUAGUGAAUUUUACAGCCAGUGUUAGCUUUAUUUUACGUCACCACUACUGAUAGGGUUAUAUAAGUACAUACAGUUAAGGGGUUAAGGACGGUGCCCACUAUUGUUACUGCGCACAUUUCCUGCGCAUGGCAAGGUAGUCGCGCGCGACGCGAAAGAAAUGCGCAACACGCAGGACAUGCGAACUGGUUUUGUCUCCUGUAAGUCUGGAAGGUUCUAGUUAUUUCUUGUGGAAGAGAUGCGUCGUUUUUCAACAGAUCAAAAAUAUUUCUAUUUAGCUCGGUGAGUUCUUUGAAAACCGAAGAAGUAUGCGCAUGUUGCUAUUUCUGCCGUAUGAUCGAUCUGACCGAACAUUUUAUAGUCAAACGAAAGUCAAUUAAAAAAUAUCAAAAGUUAUUGCUUCGAGAUGUUACACUUGGAGCUUGGGUAUUAAAAAAUCUCUUAAUAGGCAAGGAUCAGUAAAUCAGAGGGAAAAUAGCUCUAAGUCCCCCGCUUAAUCGAGAAACUGCAAGCUUACCUUUUACUCGCGUCCUUCACGUUUUAUCAGCUAAUCGGCUAUAAACACUUGCCUGAAUAUUUCUUUAAUUUUGUAAGAUUUUAUGUAAUUAUUCACCAGACGAUAGAUUUAAAGCGUUCGAGUACAUACAGAUGUCCCUUUUAUUGAGAGUACGAGGGUUUUAGUUGCUGAACAAACAAAAAAGCUAUCACAAGAUUGUUUAGAUUGCUGAAAUCGCAGCCUCACAAAUAGUUGUGGACCGCAAAGGAAACGCUUUCAUCGUGGAAAAAAUCGUAAAAAAUUGUUAUGCUUUUUACUAUUAGCAUUAUUAUUUAAGCAUUUUGGCAUUACUAAGCAUUGAACUUAUUAACUCGUUGGGCAGCUUGUCGUGUAGAUAGUAUUUCUUAAGGUUCAAUUCCACGCCACACAUAAUCUGGACUUUUAGACAUAGCUGCCAUUUGGCUGUUUACAAAAUAAAGAUGGAAGGUAAAACAAAGUAUUUCCAUUCUUAGACUUUCUUAGGUUUAGCAGACACUGUUAAGUCGAAAAUUAACAUUUAGGAACGACAAAUAGUGAAUGAUCAUGACACAGAAUGCUACAGUAAAAAAAUCAAAACGAAAUAUAUAAAAUGAUCAUUAUAGCCCACUUUAUAUAUGAGGGUAGAUAAACGCAUUCGGUACAACUACUUUCGCAGUAUUCUUUUUUUUUUUAAAGAGAGCUCAUGUAUGGAACUUGAGUCUAUGCAAAUCAUUUAUGUCAUAUGAAACUUAAGGCAAAACCCGAAAGAGAUAGCGCAAAGUAGAGAUAUAAGCUCAUUGAAUGUGUGCAAGUCAAAUAACAUACAUAUUCGAUCGAGAUACCUGGUAAAAUGAUAAAAAACGAUGGAAGGUUUACAAUCCAUAUUACAUCUACCGUUCAAAAAAUCUUGAGGACAUGUACAGGUAAGCAAACGAUUGAAGGAGUAUCUGUCUAAGAGUCCCUGUCGACUAUAUUCCACUACAGUACAGCAGUUUGUUUACAUCACCAGCCUUGGAUCUUGAGCUCGCCAUACUACUCUAUGUGCGCUGGAAGUAAUCUUUAAUACCUUGGAGAUUUCUCUUCUCCAAAGAUGUUUGUUAAAUUUUUGAGACGGAGAAACUCCAGUUGAAUGAAAUAAUAUAAUUUGUACUGAGUCCAUGGAAUGUCCUGUUUCACUUUCUUUUUUUGCUCUCCUCCGUGGGUUGUUGUUCUCUCUGACUGUUAGCCAUUGUGGAUAUCCCAGAAUACUCCGCGAAUAAUGAAUAUAAACUACCAGUAAAUGUACAAUUUAAACUUACUGAUUGUGAUGUUUGCUUCCCUAAUUUUUUGGUGUACAUGUAGAAAUAAGAAAGGUCCUGAGCAAACUGUCUAAAGAGAAAGUUUGUGAGAUUUUGGCUGACUGGAUAAAGCUGUGCGAGAACCAUUUGUACUGGAGUGCGACCACUACCUUCAGCAGCCAUGGGAAAGUGAUUUGGGCAAAGUAUAAGACUUCCUUAAGUCACAUUAUUAACAAGCACUCUUCCCUUGACGAUCCCCUUUUCAACAAGUGUGGACAUGGACAAAUACACCCAAGAAAAUGGCUUCAUGCUGGUAUGUUUCAUAUCAGAAAUAUUAGUCUUAUGAAAAGGGAAAUACUUUCUCCAUUUGCCUAAGAUUGUGCUUGCUUAUGCAGUAGUUGUAUCUAAAACAGCAUAGCAGAUAUCCCGGCCUGGUCGCCCUUUUCAUCUGGGCCAGGUUGUUCAAAGCAGGGUUAUGAUAACCCAGGGUUAAUGUGAAAUUUGAAAUUUGAAAUUUGAAUUGAGAUAUGAAAGCGUAAAAAGCAAAGUAAGUUUAUCUCUUUCUACAACUUGAUAAUUGGAUGUACAGAGAAACCCUGAUUAAUAAAUGACUCUGCCCUGCCCCACCUUCAAACAACUGGACCCUGUAGAAUGAAAUGUUGUGUUUGCCUUUCUUGUUUCCUGCUUUUAGGUUCUGUUGCCUAUGAAAAGCUUUACACUGCUUUGACAAAAAAUAGCCUUGUAAAGGGAAUAAAACAGGCAUCACCUUUUGCCCAAACUAGCUGCCUGGAAGGAUUCCAUUCACUUCUAAACCAAUUUGCUCCAAAGAUGAUAGCAUAUUCUUAUGUUGGAAGGUAUUGAAGGUAAGAAUAAUCUCCAGCUCCGCUGAUUUUGCUAAACAAAGAACUUAAUAGGUUUCUUUUGCUUCCUGUUUUAACAAAAAAAAAGGCCAACGCAUUUUUUGCAUACUUUUUUUCUUGCAAAAUAAGCUAAAACUGGCCAAAAAAUGCAAGGCAAGGUUUUUUUUUUCUUGUGGAAUCAGAGGCCACAUGGAAAAAUUUUAGCUGAUUUGGAAGAAAAAACACCCGAAACGUUUGCUCACAAAGUGUUAUUCCAAGCUCUUCAUUAUUAAAUGAUAUUAUAUUUUUGUAGUUUAAUCUGUAUAACCCCUUUAUUGAAAAUAUUGCCUUGUUUUUAUUUUCAGGCGUAUUCUUGCAGGAGUUCAUUUCAAUUUCAAUUUCAACGAGCACAGGGAAGUUAAAUGCAGAGAAAGUGACGGAACUGAACAGUGGAGAGUGUCAUACCCUAAGUUCAAAAAUGGGGAAGCAACAGUGCGCGAUGUUAAAAUUACCCCAAACUUUGGUAAGUGUCAUCGAGACACUGAAAUUUAUAAUCUUGGGUAACAUUUCAUGUUUUAAUUUUGCUUAUGAGUUUAUGAUAUUUCAAAGUAUAAAUAACUAAGUUAAUGAGGUGGAGCACAGUACAUGUAAAUUCAGUAUUUUGGCAUUAGUUGUCUUUGACAAAAUAAUGUGAGGUGUAAAACAAAAUAUUGCUUGCAAUUUGCUGUAUAAAAAUCAACCGGUAUUGUCGGUUCUACCUAUUACUAACCACCCUUAAAAGGUAAGGCAAGCAAAACUAUUUACAUUUGACUUCUCUUACAGAAUAUGUAGAGGAACUGUUUCAGACAUGCUUAAGUUCAAGCAAAGAUGAAUUCCAGCAGGCGGCUAGGAAGCUUAGAAACAUGACCCCAGCACCAAUUAACACAAUGUUGCAGAAGCAACCAAGAGAAGAAGCUAUUGCGAAGACAAUCAAGAGAUCCAAAAUGGUUGAGACUGAUUUCCCCACAACCUCAACACUAGGUAGCUAGUUACUUACUGUAACUAGUGAUCAGUAAAAUGGAGAUGCAUUUCAUUUAUUUAAACUGUGGAAUGACCAGGACUUAAAGAAAUGCAGAGAAGGAAGCCUGAAAAAAAUUGGAUUUCAUAUUCAGCUUCCCGUUAGAUUAGAGUGCUGCACUGGUAUCACAGAGAUCAGGGUUGGAAUCCCAGCAAGCAUGAAUUUUUUCGGGCUUUCCUUUCACAACUGCAUAAGUUGUGUAUUUGACUGUAGUGAUCUUUUCUGUUUAUAAUAUAUUAUGUAGAUUAUUUUCUAUAAAGAUUGGAGAAAGGGAUGAUUUUUAUGGAAAAAGGAGUAAGGAUUUUUAUCCUCACAACCUUUUCUAUCAACUUUAGAGGAGCUGCUGAAUUGUACUGUAUUCAAUUCACUUUUCUUCCUAGUUCCUGAUGAAUCAGUCGCAAGCACGAGUUCAAAUACAAGAAAAAGGAAAAAAUAAAAACAGAAAGAGAAGAGA